Messenger RNA from Papilio xuthus (Asian swallowtail), 1564 nucleotides. Its product is annotated as lipase 3. Bases 205 to 1443 code for a protein of 412 amino acids. Gene Ontology annotation, molecular function: hydrolase activity, acting on ester bonds. Lineage: Eukaryota; Metazoa; Arthropoda; Insecta; Lepidoptera; Papilionidae. The transcript has a single exon. Gene Ontology annotation, biological process: lipid metabolic process. The record is from RefSeq and is a predicted model, not a curated record.
ACCUUUGAUCUUUAUCAUUGCCGCUAUGGCGUCGAGAGAUUUUACACGCGUCCACUAACUCAUUCGUGGUAAAACAAUUUAACAUAACCAGAAUUUAAAUCUUAAUAUUUUUAUACCCAAUUAUAUUGAAGUCAAGUGUAUUUAAAUGUGUGAUAUCAAACAAUGUUGUGUGAUUUAAUGUCUCAAUGAACAAUUCUUGUUACAAUGGGUUCAGAAUUAUUUUGGUGGAUGUUAUAUUUGGUUAUAUUUACAAUAAUAUUACAGAAAGCAUUUGCUGGAUUUAAAAUAUAUAUUAAGAACGCAAAUAAAGUGAGUUCUUUGAAUUUUACUGAAGCGACAGCAUUUUAUGGUUACUAUACGGAAGAACAUAUCGUGGUGACCGAGGAUGGGUAUGUUUUGACAAUGUUUAGAAUACCUAAAGGUAAGAAUUGUGAUAAAGAAGUAAGAACACCUCCAGUUCUACUGAUGCACGGGCUACUCGUAAGCUCUGACGCCUGGAUAGACUCAGGUCCAGAUGCUGGCCUGGCAUACCUCAUAGCGGAUGAGUGUUACGAUCUUUGGAUCGGUAAUGUCAGAGGUAAUCAUUACUCGAAAGAACAUUUGAAAUAUAAUCCAAAAAAAGAUCCAGAAUAUUGGAACUUCACUCCGAAUGAAAUCGGAAUUUAUGAUGCACCUGCUUUAAUCGACUAUGUUCUUAACAAUACUGAUUCGAAGACAUUGAAUUAUAUAGGUUAUUCUCAGGGCGGGAUGAUGUUUGUCAUAAUGUGCUCGGAGAGACCGGGAUACUGUGAUAAAGUUGGUCAAGCCAUUCUCUUGCAUCCAGCUACAAGAAUGAAUUCUACUAAAUCUGUAAUGUUUAGAAUGUUCACUAAGUACUAUGAUACUGUGCAGCCGUAUAUCAGUAGCGCAUCAGAAUUGGAAGCUCUCCCUCAAGGAGGCAUCCUUCAGCAGCUCACCGACGUACUGUGUCGAAAAGAUGUCCUCGCAGACACAAUAUGCAGGUCUAUUUUGUACUUAAUCGAUUCGAGUCAUCCAGGAGCUGUCAGUAUCCCUACUCUACAAGCACUAUCCAAACAUUUUCCUGCCGGGACAUCAGUGAAGGGAAUGUCGUUUUACAAUCAGCGUUUAAGUACUGACAGGUUUGAAAAAUACGACCACGGUAGAGAUAUAAAUUUAAAAGUAUAUGGCGUGGAGAAGCCUCCUGCAUAUAAUAUUAAGGCGGUCAAUAUACCAGUUGUAAUAAUUCACGGUGAAAGUGAUCAUCUGUCGUCUCCAGUAGACGUGCAAUGGUUAUCAACGCAACUGCCCAACUUAGUAGAAUUGUAUUAUGUUCAGGAUCCGCUGUGGAAUCAUCUCGAUGUACUUUAUAAUCAACACCUUAAAGAAAAAAUGUUUCCAAAGAUAAAGGAGUAUUUGUUUAAGAAUAGCAGGAAGAGAUUUUAACUAGAUAUGUAUUUCUAUUUUUAAUUUUUGUUGGUGUCGUUGGUAACCUUAAACCAUGACCAAAAUGUCAUGGACUUAUAAUUAUGAAUGCACGUUAAUAAAUAAAAACUAAACGUUGGCA